Molecule: messenger RNA, 2175 nt
Organism: Kalmanozyma brasiliensis GHG001
Lineage: Eukaryota; Fungi; Basidiomycota; Ustilaginomycetes; Ustilaginales
Product: Glucosidase II beta subunit-like protein
Exons: 1
Coding region: 1-2175 (724 amino acids)
Biological process (GO): endoplasmic reticulum unfolded protein response; retrograde protein transport, ER to cytosol
Cellular component (GO): endoplasmic reticulum lumen
Source: RefSeq, a predicted model, not a curated record
AUGCUCUCGACAUCGCCGAUGAGCGCCAAAUCCAUCGUCUUCCUGCUGGGCUUGCUCUACCUCCAAGCAGGUACCACCGAGGCGGCCAUCUCCACAUCUGCCGGCUUUCCUCAGGAUCUUUUCGCCAAGCCAGCUUUCCAGGUCAACUACGGCCUCCUCGGUGAGGAAGCCACUACUCUGCCGAUCAAAUACAGCGAUGCCAUCAAGAUCUUGGAACAGCAGGAGUCAUCUUCCUCCUCGUCAUCGGACUCGGCAGGGCCAAGAACACCGCAGACCAGCGACAUCUUGUCUCUCGCCAUUGCCGAUGAUAUCAGCAGCGGCUCGAGCGAAUUAGGAAGUGACAAUCAAAGACCACUUCUGUGGACGCUGCAAAGGUCCUCGCCGGAUGACUUUCAACUUUGCUCGAUUCCAGACUUUACACAUACACCUCGUGAAGGGCAGUCAGCAAACCAUCACGCAUCCUCCUUCGGUAGCUCCUCGCGAUCACGACAGGAGCUGAUUCGGCAUGCACAAGGUCUGCUGGAUCCACUGAAAAAGACCUGUCUCUACCACACCACCGAUUGGUUCACCUACAGCUUCUGCCAUGGUCGAGAGAUUCGUCAGUUCCGACGCCUUGGGCCUCAGACUGCCGCGCACAAGGCGUUCAAAGCUGCUGGCGGAGGCGAAGCUGGCAAGAAAGCAGCCAUCGAGGCAGCAGACAAAGUCAACAGGCUCCAUCACCCCAUCGCCGACCCCGAAUACCCGGCCUUCAUCUUGGGUCGAUGGACGCACCAGAGCGAAGAAAUCGUAGGCGACGACCGGAGUCACCAGCGACGGCAGCAGCAGCCUCUCACUACGGACGCCACGAAAGAGUCGACCGACGUCGCUACAGCCGCCGAUCGUGGUCCACCCUCGUCCAUCAACUCUGCGGGCCUCGACCUGGUCGAAGAAGUGCAGUUCGGCGAUUGGGACGAAGACGAAUUGUUCGCCGCCGAGACUCGCGCCCUCUCCUCCUUCCGUGACUCCAACACCGCCGUCGAGACCCCUCGCGAUGGUCAAGAAUCGCAUCGGCACCGCUACCUCACGCAACGAUGGACCAACGGCACCAUGUGCGACAUGAACCACCAGCCACGCACCGUCGAGGUGCAGUACCACUGCUCCAACCGCCAACCGCUCGAGGACCGCAUCGUCAUGUUCAAGGAGACGACGAUCUGCAACUACGUGUUGGUGAUCGAGACGCCGAGGUUGUGUGCGGACUCGGCGUUUGGGAGUGAGAAGGAGGAGACGCCGUUCCAGGUGCAGUGUCACAAGGUGGUGCGGGACGAUUGGGCGGGGCCGACGGUGGGCGAUCCGGAUCGGGUGCAGACGCCGUUGGAGGGGAUCGAUGGGCCGCGUCAGUCGGUCAAGUCGGGAAAUGGUGUUUCCAAAGAUCAGACUGGAGCGACGACCAGUGAUCCGCAGAGCGCAGAAGAGCCGACUGCUACAUCGCACACAUAUGGAGACCCAUCGCGCUUCGGCUCCGUGCACGACGACUACUACGACGAAGCGCUGGGCGGUCACGGGGCCCUCUACCAGCAAUUCCAUGAUCACGACCACGACCACGAUCACGACCAUCAUGGUCACGAACCCGACUUGGACGAUACCGAAAUCGUAGUCGAGAUCGGGCUGGACGACGACGGCAAGCUUUUGGUCAACAAGCUCUCCGACUCGGCCCCCGACGCCAAAGAACCUCGUCGACGGGAAAGCGGCAAGAAGCGCAACGACGACUCUGAAGAGCCGCCGAUGGAGAUCCACCUGGACAUGGACGACUUCAUGUCGGUCCUUCGCGGCGAGGAUGGUGGCACACUCGAAAGGAAGUUGGCGGAAAAAAUCUCGGAUGUGCUCAACAAGCAGAUGGAGCAGCAAUACGGUUCUUCCACCAACAACGACGACGACGGGAAGAAGAAGGUUCAGACGCCAGAAGACGUGGCGAAGCUGUAUCAGCGCUUGAUGUCGGCUGUGACAGGCACGGAUGGUGAGGAGGCAAAGAAGCAAGGACGCAAGGGGAGCAAACAAGCAAGUCCUCCAGCGUUGAGGAUGGAAAAGGUGGGAGACAGUCUGUCAGAGCGCGUGAAGCGGUUUUAUGACGCGAAGAAGCGCGAGGAGGAAGGUGAGAAGACGGAGGCACCACCGAUUGCUGCGCAUCUCGAACUGUGA